AUGGGUGACAACGUUAAUAAUAGAGACAUUCCUGUUGUUCCAGUGGGUGCAGUUAUUGCGGAUGAUAAAGAUCGUGCUAUUCGGCAAUAUGCGGCACCCCGUUUCGAAGAAUUAAAUUCGGGGAUCAUAAGACCCGAUAUUCAAGCAACACAGUUUGAGUUGAAGCCGAUCAUGUUCCAAAUGCUUCAGACUAUUGGUCAAUUCAGUGGGAUGCUUACCGAGGAUCCUCACCUUCAUCUUCGUCUAUUCAUGGAGAUCAGUGAUUCUUUCAAAUUUCAAGGAGUACCUUUGCGCUUGAAAUUAUUCCCUUAUUCUGUGCGAGACAGAGCUAGAACCUGGCUAAAUUCUUUACCGGCAGGAUCAGUCACAACAUGGAAUGAUUUGACAGAAAAGUUCUUGAGCAAGUAUUUUCCUCCCAAUAUGAAUGCAAAGCUCCGGAAUGAGAUCAAUUCUUUUCAACAGCAGGAUGAUGAAUCUUUGUAUGAUGCAUGGGAGAGAUUUAAAGAAUUACUCAGAAAAUGUCCUCAUCAUGGUAUUCUUCAUUGCAUUCAGAUGGAGACUUUUUAUAAUGGUCUCAAUGCUCAAACAAAGAUGGUGGUGGAUGCAUCAGCAAAUGGGGCCCUUCUCUCUAAGUCCUAUAAUCAGGCUUAUGAAAUCCUUGAGACAAUUGCUACCAAAAACUAUCAGUGGUCAUCUUCUAGAGCUCAAACAGGGAAAAAGGUAGCUGGAAUCUAUGAUGUGGACUCUAUAACUUCGAUGAAGGCUCAACUAGCAUCUAUGGAGCAUAUGCUCAAGAAUCUGAGCAUGGGCAAUAAUCAAUCGAAGGAGCAAUCCCUCAGUUCACAGAUUAAUCAAACCAAGAAUGUUUCUUGUGUAUUUUGCGGUGAGGCUCAUACUUAUGAUAGUUCUCCUUCAAAUCCAGAAUCUGUCUUUUACAUGGGAAAUCAAAAUAAGGCUGGCCCUUACUCGAAUACUUACAAUCAGUCAUGGAGGCAACAUCCUAAUUUUUCUUGGAGCAAUCAAGGGGCAAAUUCUGGAACUUCAACUGGCAACGUAAAGUCCAAUUAUCCACCCGGAUUUUCUCAACAAGCACCUCAGUCUAAUUCACUUGAAAAUAUGUUGAAGGAGUACAUCAUCAAGAAUGAAGCUAGUAGAUCUCAGACUGAAGCUCUAGUCCAAAGUCAAGCGGCAUCCUUGAGAAACUUGGAGAAUCAAGUUGGGCAACUAGCUAAUGAACUAAGGAAUCGACCACAUGGCACUCUCCCUAGUGAUACCGAAAAGCCUAAGGGUGUUGGGAAUGAACAUUGUAAAGCCAUGACAUUGAAAAGCGGAAAAGUUUUGGGGAACACUGUUACUGACGCCAAAUAUGAUGAUUCUGUUGAACCUAGUGGCAAUGAGGAAAUUCCUGAUGAUAAGGAAAGCGAGAACGACAAGGUUUCUCCACCAAAGUCUUCUAAGAAAUCACACAUUCAGCCACAACCUCCAUUUCCUCAGCGAUUUCAAAAGCAAAAACAAAAUGUUCAGUUCAAGAAAUUUCUUGAUGUUCUGAAGCAGCUUCACAUCAAUAUUCCUCUUGUAGAAGCUCUUGAGCAGAUGCCCAACUAUGUGAAAUUCAUGAAGGACAUUCUUACGAAGAAGAGAAGGUUGGGGGAGUUUGAAACUGUAGCUCUAACAAAGGAGUGUAGCUCAUUCUUGCAACAUAAAUUGCCUACAAAGAUGAAAGAUCCAGGAAGUUUCACUAUUCCUUGCACUAUUGGUGACUCUUAUUGUGGGAUGGCAUUAUGA
Molecule: messenger RNA, 1785 nt
Organism: Daucus carota subsp. sativus
Lineage: Eukaryota; Viridiplantae; Streptophyta; Magnoliopsida; Apiales; Apiaceae
Exons: 1
Coding region: 1-1785 (594 amino acids)
Source: RefSeq, a predicted model, not a curated record